Theobroma cacao (cacao) is the source of this 1216-nucleotide messenger RNA. It is a transcript of the gene FOLK, whose product is annotated as Phosphatidate cytidylyltransferase family protein. The record is from RefSeq and is a predicted model, not a curated record. Gene Ontology annotation, molecular function: kinase activity. Lineage: Eukaryota; Viridiplantae; Streptophyta; Magnoliopsida; Malvales; Malvaceae.
AAACCACCAAAAGGUCAAUAAAGAUUCUGGCAAGAAAAAGGAAGAAAAUUAAUAAUUUCGGAUGGCUUCUACAGCUGUGCCUUUCUACUCUUCAACAAUUCCUAAACUUACUUCUAAGCUCAACAACCUCAUCUUCGACCCUCACGUAUCUCUCUCCUUCACCGCCACCAGCAGCAACGAAUUCGGUAACCGUUUCAGUUUACGAUCGACAAACUCCCGAAAACCCCGCCGAAAUCCGACGCCUCCCGCUGCCUCCAUGAUAUUUCCUCAAAAUCCGGUCCUUUCCGACGUUUGCGCCACCGUGAUUUCCGGCUUCGUCGCUCUCUCGGUCCUCCGUGUCUGGCAAGAGACCGCCAAACGCCGCCUCUGUGACCAGAAACUGAAUAGGAAGCUUGUGCAUAUAAGUAUCGGGCUUGUUUUCAUGCUUUGCUGGCCAUUAUUCAGUUCUGGGUAUCGGGGAGCAAUUUUAGCAGCUAUUACUCCUGGUGUCAAUAUUAUACGGAUGCUUCUUAUAGGUUCUGGAUUAUGGAAAGAUGAAGCCACUGUGAAGUCAAUGAGCAGAUAUGGAGACUACAGGGAACUACUUAAAGGACCACUAUAUUAUGCUACAACUAUUACUUUGGCUUGUGCGCUCUACUGGAGGACUUCACCUAUUGCAGUGGCUGCAAUAUGUAACCUUUGUGCUGGAGAUGGUAUUGCGGAUGUCGUGGGAAGGCGAUUUGGUAGACAGAAACUCCCUUACAAUAGUAACAAGUCUAUAGCUGGUAGUGUUGCCAUGGCAACAGCUGGUUUUUUGGCCUCUGUUGGGUUUAUGUACUAUUUUGCCUACUUUGGAUAUAUUCAAGAAAGCUGGGAGAUUGUUUUGGGUUUCUUGGUUGUGUCUCUUGCCUCAGCCUUGGUGGAGUCACUCCCGAUUAGUACCGAGCUUGAUGACAACCUCACAGUUACUUUAACUUCAAUAUUGGUCGGCAGUCUUGUCUUUUGAUUCAGAAGAAACUCUGUAACUUGAACUAUGAGCAUCAAUUUUUUGAGGGGCUAAUUCACUGUAAAAUGUUGUAAUUCCACUGAUGGAAAAUGUUGUAAAAUGUUGCUUGAAAUGUAGCCAAUGAUGAUUUCAAGUCCCAAACCUGGAGAACUCUCAAGAGUUUGGUCUUGGCAUUCUAAUCUGUUCCAGAUGUUCAAUUGCAACAGGUAAGGCUUGAUUCUUAUCCAUUAA